This is a messenger RNA of Chaetura pelagica (chimney swift), 1352 nucleotides long. It is a transcript of the gene SDC4, whose product is annotated as syndecan 4. Gene Ontology annotation, biological process: cell migration. The record is from RefSeq and is a predicted model, not a curated record. The transcript is spliced from 5 exons. Bases 1 to 636 code for a protein of 211 amino acids. Gene Ontology annotation, cellular component: membrane; cell surface. NCBI's taxonomy places the organism in Eukaryota, Metazoa, Chordata, Aves, Apodiformes, Apodidae.
AUGGCUGUGGAGGCAUCUGGAGCUGCUGGAAUCUGUGGGCUGGUGUUGAGCAACCUCAACUCAUACCUGAGGUACCCUCAGCAGGGCUGGCCCCAGGGCUCUGGGGUGAGAGAAACCGAGACCAUUGAUGCCCGAUGGCUUGACUAUCCUGCCUCUGGAGACUUGCCAGAUGAUGAAGACAUUGGUGAAUUCAGGCCUCACUUAACUACUGAUGGGGUAGAUAUAGAUGAGGCAUCUGGAUCUGGAGACUAUCCAGACUCUGAAGAAACCAUAUAUCUGACCACCAUGGAUACUCCUGUGAUAUCUGACAACCAUAUCCCUGGAGAUACUGAGAGAAAGAUAGAAGGUGAGAAGAAAAACACAAUGCUGGACAAUGAAAUCAUUCCAGACAAAGCUGUACCUGUCGAAGAGAACCUGUCCAACAAGAUCUCCAUGGCAAGCACAGCCAACAGCAGCAUCUUUGAAAGAACAGAAGUCCUUACAGCUCUCAUUGCAGGAGGGGCAGUGGGCCUCCUGUUUGCUGUCUUCCUCAUCCUCCUCUUAGUCUAUCGCAUGAAGAAGAAGGACGAGGGCAGUUACGACCUUGGGAAGAAACCCAUCUACAAGAAAGCCCCUACAAACGAGUUCUAUGCUUAAAGCUCAGCAGCACCUUGUGCCCAUCAAGGGACAAACAGACUGCAUGGAAACACUGUGCCCUCAGAUGAGAUGUGCUGAACAAAUGCUCUUUUUGGAUUGAGUUUCAAAGCGACUUUGAGAAAAAAACAAAACUUCCUCCGUGACCCUUCCCUUCCCACUAACAAGGGCCCAAAGAAAUACAAAGAGUCUGAAAAAAAACCCCAACAAAACAACACCUCAGUGUAUUUUAUUUUUUUUUUUCUAAAGCUAGUGUAAAAAAGUAUAAAGAUGCCUAUUUUUCUGCUUGGUUUUAGAGUAUAUAAACACAAAACAGACUGUAUGGAAGCAAGCACCAUGUGUUUGUCUCCAGUGUGCUGUGCUCAGAUGGGCUGCUUCUCUAGAAGGUGGCUUUUUUUUUUUAAUCAACCUUGCUAAUAGAUGUCUUGCAGCAGGCUGUCCAUGUGAAGCAUUUCUGUGGAAAACUAUUUAUGAAUCUCUUACACUACAGAUAAGGUUGCCUUAUCAGGGAGUAAAAGGCCCAUAGGGGCUCAGAAUCCCUGAGUGCCAUAAAGGGCCUUUGGGAAUGUCUUUCCCAGGAGACUUCCUGUCUAUUCCUGUUGGCCCCAGGCAAGGGUCCUUAGUCCCUGAGAUCAGGACAGCCAGUUUAGUUUGGCAAUAACACCACCCUUUCCUUGCCUUCAGUCCCUUACCUUUUUUUAAGGAUUGCUUGUAGGAUU